Molecule: messenger RNA, 3236 nt
Organism: Aureobasidium vineae
Lineage: Eukaryota; Fungi; Ascomycota; Dothideomycetes; Dothideales; Saccotheciaceae
Source: the annotation of a GenBank genome assembly
CCCCCGUCAUGGCCGCCGCAUACUCUGCAAGUGCUCCGGGUACCCUCCCUCCAACCAUGUCGAGUUCGAACGCUCCUCCAGGCACCUUCGCCCCGGGCACCAAGGUCCAGGUCGGCUCACACCGCGUCGUUAUCGAAAAGUACUUCUCCGAGGGAGGCUUCGCUCACGUCUACACCGUCCGCGUACCACCGAAAGAUGCUUCCGCCAAACCCACCAUCGCCGUGCUCAAAAGAGUCGCCGUACCAGACAAGGAUGCCCUGGCCAACAUGCGUACCGAGGUCGAGACGAUGAAGAAGCUCCAAGGCCACAAGCACAUUGUCACAUACAUCGACAGCCAUGCCAGUCAGCUGAAAGGAGGUGGCUAUGAGGUCUUCUUGCUCAUGGAGUUUUGCUCCGGCGGUGGUCUGAUUGACUUUAUGAACACGCGCCUGCAGCACCGCUUGACCGAGCCCGAGAUCCUCAACAUCUUCGGCGACGUCAGCGAGGGUGUUGCGACCAUGCACUACCUCAAGCCGCCGCUCUUGCACAGAGACUUGAAGGUCGAGAACGUGCUCAUCACAAAUUCGUCAAAAGGUGCUAUCUACAAGCUUUGCGAUUUCGGUAGUACCGCUCCUCCGCGACCUGCUGCUACCAAUGCCCAGGAAGGCAGGAUGAUCGAGGAAGACAUUCAACGUCAUACCACCAUGCAGUAUCGCAGUCCCGAAAUGGUCGAUGUCUGGCGCCGGCAGCCCAUCGAUGAAAAGAGCGACAUUUGGGCGCUGGGCGUCUUGUUGUACAAGCUGUGCUACUACACUACUCCUUUCGAGGAGGUUGGCCAGAUGGCCAUCUUGAAUGCCUCGUUCAAGUACCCGCACUACCCUGCCUUUUCGUCUCGCCUCAAGGCCUUGAUUGAUCCUCGUCUGAGACCCAACAUAUACCAAGUCGUCAGCGAAGUUUGCAGUAUGCGCGGCACACCAGUCCCCAUCAAAGAUAUCUAUGCACACCGAACACAGUCCGAAGCUGGGCGCAAUCAAAAGCUUCCUGAUCUCACACCUGUAGCCUCGCCACCUCCAGCAGGCAUCAGUCAUGCAUCGCCUAUCAAACAGAAACAGUUUAUCCCCGAAAUUGCUCCCAUGAGACGUGGCAGACCGACCGCUGCACCCCAACCGCAGGCUGCAGCAGUAUCCUCUGCUAAGCACUCGGAUCCUUUCGCCGCUCUCGACUCUGCCUCGAAUACCAUUCGAUCCCGUGCUGUAGAUGAGCUCUCAGCCAAGUUCNCCUCGCUGGACGAAUUCUCCAUCGCACAUGAGUCAGGCGGCUUCAACUUCAGCUCGUCUAAGCCGCAGAGAAACGAUCCCGUCACAAGCGCGUUAGCAGAUGAAGUUUUCGCUCGUCCUGCCUCAGCGAGAGACACGCCUCCUCCGAAAACCGGGUCUGCACCACCUCAGACCCUGAACAAGCCUGGCACAAAACCCGAACCGAGCGUGAAAGCCCAAGUACCUCCCAAACCCAAGACGCUGCUGCAUCAGCCAGCCCCUCAGAGGCCGGGUUACUCUUCCACUGGUACCAUGACAUCUCCCUCCGAAGCGCAACCCACACAGCCAGCCCUACCAAAGAUGCCAGAUGUGAGCAAGCGACCAAUCUGGCGUGUGCCCGAUCACUCGAGAUCCUCGAGCCAACCUCGUGCCUCCCCUCUGGCUCAAAUAGAAGCCGACAGACUUCAGCCCAGUGCACCUCCUGCGCAACGACCUGUGUUGCUAGACACUCACCGAUCAAAGUCGCAGACUGCCACGAUGACAAUUGCGAAACAGACAACUUCCUCGAGACCAUCGUUGGAAGGUCAUAGACCCUCGUUCGGAUACGAGGACGGCAUCAGCAGAGCAAGAUCUGCCAAUUCGAGGCCACGACCUGUUAGUGCUGCGUAUGUGGAUUCGAAUCUUGAUUACCUGCGAGAACAGGAGGCAGAAAGAAAGAGACCAUCACUCGAGAUCAGAAGAUCGAGUCGAUCGAUCAGAAGCACCGAAAUCAAUUUCGACGAUGCAAACAUUGAGAGCGACGCCGACUAUCUCCGAAACCUGGAGAAUAACGAUGGGUUGAGUCGUAGGAGCAGCGGCAAGAGUGCUGCUCACAACAAGCGCUCCAGUAUGUCUUCGUUCAGCCUCAGUGGAACCAAAAAUAUGCUACAGGGCAGAUUUGGUGAUGCUUUCAAAAGAUUUGAGCAGACAGGUGGGGAGGUGAAGACUCAAAAGAGCGGAAGAGCGUCUGAAACGGGAUUCAGAACUCCGAGCCCAAACCCACAGAUGCAGACAGAAGGCAAUUUGCUGAGCCCAAUCUCAGGCUCUGAGACCAAUGAGACACCACGACGUCCCGAAGUCUCCAACACUGAUAUUGGCGACCUGAUCGAGACAGAGGACUUGCCGCCGGAGAUGCGCAGAGAAAUGGAGAGACUACAGCUUGCACAGGAAGAGAAGCGUGUCGCAGCGGCAGCGGCCGAGCACAGAAGUCGUGGAGGCGCACCUCCUGUACCCUCGAAAGCAAACAUGAUUCAACAGCGCGUUCAAUCGUUGUUGGACGAUGGGCAGAGGUCUCCCGUACGCAAGAGGCAAGCAGAGGGCUAUGGACGUUAUACCGAAAGGACAGAGGCUGCGGAGCCCGAGCAAAAAGCACCACCCACAGCUCAACCAGUCAUCAAAAGACAAGCACCGCCUGUCGCCAGAAAGCCAGCUACACCUGUACCUGCAGCUGCUGCCGGACCUGGAGAAGUGGAUAUGAAUCUGAGAUACCACAAGGUCAGACAGUCUCAGUCAUUCCCAAUUCCAGCAGACACAUAUCCCUUGGAACAUUCGGUCUCAGCACCAGCGCAACGCACAGGAGCACCAAGGCCGAACACACCUGCCAAACCAGCAGCGCUCAAGACAGGGNGAUCGGCCGUGUCGCAAGGUCGACCGCCAUCGUCGGGAACAACAAAGCCAGCUUACAGUCAGCCUUCGGGAGCAACUCGUGGUUCCAGCCUUGCAGCGCUGAUUGCACGCGACAAUGAAGGGGUCGCAGGGGUCGGCGCUGGCAUCAAUAUUGGUAUGGAGCAAGGGAUGCGACAGGAGUCUGACUUUGCCAAUCAAGCGGACUUCGAUGACUGGCAAGCCGACUUUAGCAAACGAUACCCCAGUCUGAGCGGCAUUGAAAUGGUGGAAAGGGAGAUAGCGGCGACUGGUGGAAGCAGAGAUGGCGGACGACGUGGGAUGAGAGUCAGAGAUGUA